Messenger RNA from Aspergillus calidoustus, 3390 nucleotides. The record is from the annotation of a GenBank genome assembly. Lineage: Eukaryota; Fungi; Ascomycota; Eurotiomycetes; Eurotiales; Aspergillaceae.
GUUAGUUGUUUUCGAUAAUUGUCAUUUUUAAUCCUGCUUCUCCGAGGCUGCGAGGGGAUAGUCUUUCAAAUCCCGUUAGUCCGACCGCAGUUAAUGGUUCUUCUAUUCUUACUGUUUGCAUCAUUGCUCUCCUUCCUGACGCUAAGCCGCGAAGUUGAUAUAGUAGUGCCGCUGAGCCCUCGAUCCAUUCCGAUUUCAUCUCUGUUCUAUACGACUUCAAGACAUUCUUUCAUAUCCAACUACUCACAACAUGUCAGCCACUGUAACGCAAAUCAGAACAGUCAAGGCUCCUUCCUCAAAGGCCCGAGCCCUCAAAUCCACCCAGAUCAAAGUCCAAGAGCAGGAGAUCACAUCACCCGACACAUCAGAUAUUCCUCUACCUCCCCUUUCCAAGAAACCAACCGAGAUCCUUCAAAUAGACCAAGGCACACCCGAUAGCCAUGUCCCGCGAGACCCUCGACUUAUCAGAUUAACUGGUGUUCAUCCUUUCAAUGUCGAGGCGCCGCUUACGCCACUCUUCCAAGAGGGCUUCUUAACAUCGCCCGAGCUAUUCUACGUUCGAAACCAUGGACCAGUGCCACAUGUCAGAGACGAGGAUAUUCCCAACUGGGAAAUCAGUAUUGAAGGGCUCGUUGAGAACCCAAUAACCCUAAGCUUCAAGCAAAUUCUCCAAAACUAUGACCAAAUCACUGCUCCCAUUACAUUAGUAUGUGCCGGAAACAGACGAAAAGAGCAAAACACCGUCCGGAAAUCAAAAGGUUUCUCAUGGGGUCCAGCUGGCCUGUCAACCGCCCUUUUUACCGGGCCUAUGAUGGCGGACAUUAUCAAGAGUGCUAAGCCGUUACGAAAGGCAAAGUACGUAUGCAUGGAGGGAGCGGAUAAGUUGCCGAACGGUUACUACGGGACGUCCGUCAAACUAAACUGGGUGAUGGACCCUAACAGGGGUAUCAUGCUAGCCCACAAGAUGAAUGGCGAGGAUCUUAGGCCGGACCACGGCCGUCCGCUGAGGGCUGUUGUUCCUGGUCAGAUUGGAGGCCGCAGUGUCAAGUGGCUGAAGAAGCUCAUCGUUACCGAAGCUCCAAGUGACAAUUGGUACCAUAUCUACGAUAACCGAGUACUGCCUACAAUGGUCACCCCGGAUAUGUCCUCACAGGACCCUUCAUGGUGGCGGGACGAACGAUACGCUAUCUACGACCUCAACGUCAACUCUGCCGCAGCAUACCCCCAACACAAAGAGGUCCUCGAUCUUGCCUCGUCAGGACCUAUAUACGCCGCAAAAGGGUACGCUUAUGCCGGCGGUGGACGACGAAUUACCCGUGUUGAGAUUUCCCUAGACAAGGGCAAAUCCUGGCGUCUCGCAAACAUUGAAUAUGCUGAAGACAAGUACCGUGAUUUUGAGGGCACCCUUUACGGCGGCCGCGUCGACAUGGCCUGGCGAGAAACCUGCUUCUGCUGGUCCUUCUGGUGCAUCGACAUACCCACGUCCGACCUCGAAAACAGCGACGCCAUCCUCGUUCGCGCCAUGGACGAAGCCCUAAGUCUCCAACCAAAGGACAUGUACUGGUCCGUCCUGGGCAUGAUGAACAACCCUUGGUUCCGCGUGACAAUCACCAAGGAGAAUGGGAAGCUGUUGUUUGAGCAUCCGACUGACCCCACUGGUCCGGGUGGCUGGAUGGAGCGGAUCAAGGCUGCAGGAGGUGACCUGACGAAUGGAAACUGGGGGGAGAGACAGGAAGGCGAGGAGCCUGUUGAGCCUGAGCCAGUGCAGGAGAUCAACAUGAAGAAGGAUGGCGUGAACAGGAUGAUCAGUUUGCAGGAGUUCAAAGAGAACUCGACGGACGAGCAGCCUUGGUUCGUUAUGAACGGGGAAGUAUACGAUGGCACAGCGUUCCUUGAAGGACACCCUGGUGGAGCACAAAGUAUCAUAUCGGCUGCGGGAACGGACGCUUCUGAGGAGUUUCUUGCCAUCCACAGUGAAACCGCCAAAAAGAUGAUGCCAGACUACCACAUCGGCACCCUCGACAAGGCUUCCCUCGAAGCCCUCCAAAAAGGCGACACGACCGACACCGCACCCACUACCCCACGAGAGGUCUUCCUAACAUCCAAGUCCUGGACAAAAGCCACCCUAGUCAAGAAGACAACAAUCUCUUGGGACACGCGCAUAUUCACCCUUGCGCUCGAACACCCAGACCAAUCCCUCGGUCUCCCCACAGGCCAGCACCUCAUGAUCAAGAUCCCUGACCCAAAGACCAAAGAAACCAUCAUCCGCUCAUACACACCAAUUUCCGAGACAGAUCAACGCGGUACAGUCGAUAUCCUCAUCAAAAUCUAUUUCGAUUCUCCGACAUGCCCAGGUGGGAAGAUGACGACCGCUAUUGAUCAACUGCCUCUGGACUCUGUGAUUGAGUGCAAGGGCCCGACAGGGCGAUUCGAGUACCUGGGUAACGGUAGAGUCCUCGUGAGUGGCAAGGAGCGCACGGUUCAGGAGUUUGUGAUGAUCUGUGGCGGCACGGGAAUCACGCCUGUUUUCCAGGUUCUGCGGGCCGUUAUGCAGGAUGAGGAAGAUUCGACGAGGUGCGUGCUGCUUGAUGGGAACCGACAGGAAGAGGAUAUUCUCUGCCGUGUGGAACUCGAUGCUUUUGAAAAACUGGACGAGAAGGGAGGAAAGUGCAGCAUUGUCCACACUUUGACCAAGGGUCCCGAGAACUGGACUGGUCGUAGGGGACGUAUAGAUGCGGAGCUCAUCAAACAGUACGCGGGUACUCCAAAUGACCAGAGUAUGGUCUUGGUAUGUGGGCCUGAAGCCAUGGAAGAGGCUUCGAAGAAGAUUCUUCUUUCCCUGGGGUGGGCCGAGUCCAGCCUUCAUUAUUUCUAGACAUGAUCAUCUUUUCUUCUUGAGCGAAUAGGGUUUGGCAACAGGCGUUGGUUAUUUCUGUGUACAGGGUAUAUGAUGUUAUGUCGAUAGAGAUGUGCUUUUGUAGUUUUAUAGAGCAACAUCAAAGAGGUUAUCUUCCUGACAGUCUAGUAAUAUUUCCUCAUGUCCAGUCGCACCAGAAGAUGGUCAAACACGUUGGUGGGCGUUUUUCUGGACGCAGGAGUCAUCCCAGACCUACCCCUGCUCCGAGGGUCAGACUUCGCUCCAUCAAGUCUGCGUAGAUACCCAACGAGCGCAGACAUUUGCUUUCUGAAGACGACGUAUAAGCGCUUGAUCACCGCCUCGCUCUCAUGGCGCACGCCAUGCAUCCCGUCCAUCCGCGACAGUGGAGCAAACUUGAGGAUCACAUCGAAUAUGUCAUCAAUCAAUUUGGCAACCUCGGCGUGCCGUUUGCUGAGAAAUAGCGCAAAGAGCAUUUGGUCCAAAGUUUCUUCAUGGUAAGCUCUUAGUCUUGA